GCGCUGGACGGCAGUGGCGCAGCAGGGCAGGGCGAUGCUCUGGCGAAGAGGAGGACGAGGACGGCCCAGGCCGCGGCUGCUUCUGCUUCUGCUGGCGCUGCUGCUUGUAGCUUGUUGGCUUCCCGGCGCCGGGGCACAAGAGGCGCAGGCCGCCUGCGGCCCCGACGGCUGCUAUGCCGUCUACUUCCAGCGCCGCAGCUUCCUGGACGCCUGGCGCGGGUGCCGGGAGCUGGGGGGCAACCUGGCCACGCUGAAGUACCCCGAGGAGGCGGCCCAGGUGGCCGAGCUGCUCCGCGAUGUUCGAGGGGGUGGCGGCGGCCACGCGCAAGGCCCGCAGCGGCUCCUCUGGAUCGGGCUGCAGCGCCAGCCGCGCCAGUGCUUCCCGCAACGGCCGCUGCGGGGCUUCACUUGGACGACGGGCGACCAAGACACGUCCUACACCAACUGGGCGCGCUCGCCUAGCAGCGGCGUCGGGGGACCCAGCUGUGCUGCGCCCCGCUGCGUGGUGCUGGGCGAGCGGGACCUGCAGUGGCUCGACGGCUCCUGCACCGUCCCAGUCGACGGUUACCUCUGCCGCUUCUCCUUCCAGGGGAUGUGCGCCGGCCUGGCGGAAGAGGAGGAGGAGGAGAUGGAGGAGGAGGGUGGAGGAGCCUCGACGGUCGCCUACAGCACCCCGUUCGGCCCGGCCAGCGGCGCCCUCCGCUACGUCCCCUUCGGCACGGUGGCUGCCGUGACCUGCGGCCGGGCGGGGCCGGCGGUGUCGGUGCUGUGCAUGCAGAAGGAGGACGGCAGCGUGGCCUGGUCCAAGGACGCGCCGCUGUGCCGGGAGGCCGUCUAUCAGCACAGCUGGUGCGAGGGGGACAACGGUGGGUGCCAGCAGCUCUGCCUGGACGAGGGCUCGGGCUAUUCCUGUGAGUGCCACGCCGGGUACUUCCUCCUCCCCGACGGACACUCCUGCGCCUCCCACACCCACCACGACGGCGGCGCUGACGGAGACGCCUGCCGGGGCCGCCCGUGCCAGUUCGGCUGCGUGCCCGACGGGGAGGCGGCAGACGGUUACCGGUGCCAAUGCCCCACUGGCUACGAGCUGGGCAGCGACGGCCACCUGUGCGAGGACCUGGACGAGUGCGCGGAGGCGCCUUGCGAGCACCAGUGCGAGAACACAGACGGCUCCUUCGUGUGCCGCUGCCACCUGGGCUUCAGCCCGUCGGAGGAGGAGCCCGGCCGCUGCGCCGACACCGACGAGUGCCAGAUCCCCGGCGUGUGCCAGCAGAUGUGCGUCAACUACGUCGGGGGCUUCGAGUGCUACUGCACCGAGGGCUACGACUUGGAGCCCGACGGCAUCACCUGCAGCCCCGUGGCCCACCCACCCCCGAUGGCCACCGCCCAGAGCCACCGCGGAGCCGGUUUCCUACACCACUUCGACGGUGGGCUGGGCUGGGAGAUGGAGGGCGAGCUCGAGGACGGCGUCGAGGAAGAGGAGGACAGCGAUCACAGCCUGGCCCUUUCCGACCACCUCUCCGUUUUCCAGGACGCCAGAGUCGCCUCUCCAUUCUUCCCCCCAGACCCCCGCCUGGUUCCCCGCAUGCUGCCGGCCACGGAACCCUCAAACCCGAAGUCGACCGCGCCCCUUUUAGACUCCAGCCCCUCCUCCCGACGUUCUAGCAUGCCCCCCAACUCCACCCCCACCGCUGCUUGGGGCCUCCCCACUGCCUCCCGCUCCCCCUCCCCGUUCCCUGUAACGGACGCCCCCCGAGACACCCCGAGUCCCCCUGAGCUGCUGGCGGAUCCCACAUCCCCGACGGUCCCGCUCGCUCCGACGAUCCCUCCGCCUUCCCUCCACCACCCUCCCGUCUCGGCUGAUUCUCCUGGUGAGGAGGAGGGUCCCGCGGUGGUCGGGGGAGUCCGAGCAGCGCCCCCCACUUCUGCUCCCCCCGCCACUCCAACCCCCGACGGGGCGCCCGGGCGGCAGCGGAGGGAUGACCGAUGGCUGCUGGUGGCGCUGCUGGUGCCCAUCUGCGUCUUCGUGGUCAUCAUGCUGGCACUGGGCAUCGUCUACUGCACCCGCUGUGGUGCCCAGGCCAAGAGCCGCAGCGUCACCCAGUGCUACCGGUGGGUGAUCAGCUCGGCGGGCAAAGGGGCUCCCCCGACGGCCUCCAGGCCCGGCCAGCCGGCCACUUGCAGAACCAGCGUCUGAGCCCUGGGCUGGCCAGCUGCGCUGUGCCCCCCACUCCCGGCUGGCACAGAACAGACUCAGCUGCUCAUAGCUGGCAGGAAAGCUGGAACCUCAGAAAACCAACACCACAUGUGGUCAGUUAUAUCUGACCACAACCAGGAAACGACAGAGGCCUCUUACUUGGCUUGGAGCAACGUACCGUAGGAACCCAAUCACUGGUCCAUCUAGUUCAGUAUUGUCUACACGGACUGGCAGCAGCUCUCCUGGGUUUUAGAUGGGGGAUAAUUCCGGGCCUGCCUGGAGAUGCCGCUACGGACUGAGCCUGGAACUUCCUGAAAUGUGGGGCAGAUGCUCUGCCCCCUGAACUACUGGGAGCCCAGGCACCCAGGCCAGGCCAGCUGGAAGGCUGCCGUGGCAAAGAGACUCUUGACACUGGACCAGAGCUGUCCCUCCCUGGCUGGGACACAAGAGACGCCAAACAAGUACAGUAUGAACCAGGAACUUUAAGAACACGGGUCCCUCCAGAUCAGGCCUGGACGGGCAGCGCCUCUCCAGGGUUUCACGCAGGAUUCCCCCCCUCCCCCUCCUCCAGGGGCAGUUGGGCAAUCUUAGACUGAAGUUGGUGGUCUUAUGGGGAUGGGGGAGAAGCCUUCGGCAGAUGGAGAAGUGUGCGACUUCAAAACAUAACCAGCCCUGUUGCAUUUGCGCUCUCUGCCAGGGAGGCUCGCCCUUCCCCAACACCGUGGGGGCGGGCUGGGCUGCAGAGUCCUCUCUCAUCUGGCACACACAGAGAGCAGCACACCCUGCUAGUUGGGGACGCACUGUCACCUCAGGGCAGGGGUGCCGACUUGAGUAACAUAUUGGGGGCCCCAGGUAAGCCUUGCCCCACAAUCACAAGACGAGGCACGCACGCACCAUUUGAAUGGCAACACCCAUCAACUUUAGGGGAGCCCAGCCUACUCAAAUAUUUUAUUGGGGUGGGGAGAAGGGACCUCGGGUCCCUAGAAAUGGGCUCUUUAACCUCAGGAUGUCAGGGACCCCUUUAAUGCCCCUGGGGUGCACACAAGCUAGGAAAAGGGGUAUCUAGCUGGGGGAGGCUGGGCCCACACCAAUGUCUCUUUCUCCCCCCUCCCCCUUGUCCAUCUGGUCAGAAGGGCCGGAGGGAGGAGGGGCACUCUUGGGAUGAAGCCCCCUGGGUCACAAGAACCCCUCUCAUUGCAGGCAAAAAACUUCAUGCCCUUCUUGAGUUGGGCACUGGGGGCUUGUGGGGAGUGGGAUGGGGAAAAGGCCCACGCUGGGGUGGGACCCCGAUUCAUGAUUUGCACCAGGCCCUGCCGCCCCCCUCCCGCCCCCUUUGGAAAAGAAGUGCAUUCCAGACCCACGCAGCGGAGGGGGGAGGCAGAUUCAGAAAGCGCACUCCAAUGAGGAAGACAGGUUUUUCUCUUUGGCCUAGGUGACAGCAGGGGGCGUGUGCGUCUUGUUGCAAAGAGGCGAGGGGUGGGGAGAAGGGUGGGGAGAA
This is a messenger RNA of Zootoca vivipara (common lizard), 3695 nucleotides long. RefSeq names its product CD248 molecule (gene CD248). Gene Ontology annotation, biological process: cell migration. The record is from RefSeq and is a predicted model, not a curated record. Gene Ontology annotation, molecular function: extracellular matrix protein binding; extracellular matrix binding; calcium ion binding. NCBI's taxonomy places the organism in Eukaryota, Metazoa, Chordata, Lepidosauria, Squamata, Lacertidae. Gene Ontology annotation, cellular component: external side of plasma membrane; extracellular matrix.